Molecule: messenger RNA, 2747 nt
Organism: Arvicola amphibius (Eurasian water vole)
Lineage: Eukaryota; Metazoa; Chordata; Mammalia; Rodentia; Cricetidae
Gene: Rad54l
Product: RAD54 like
Exons: 19
Coding region: 330-2564 (744 amino acids)
Biological process (GO): double-strand break repair via synthesis-dependent strand annealing; reciprocal meiotic recombination
Cellular component (GO): nucleus
Molecular function (GO): ATP-dependent chromatin remodeler activity; ATP binding; DNA translocase activity
Source: RefSeq, a predicted model, not a curated record
GUUUAACGUCCCUCAAGUCUUUUCCUGGGUCCCUAUUUGACCUCUUUCAGAUUGAAGUUUGGCAUUCAUCCAGCUCUGAUUUAUACCCAGCUCCGCCUGGACUUGCCCUCUGGAUUUCUUGAGCCUUGAGUAACUGGCGAUCUACGUUCCCGGUUUGGAACCCAAGUUCCAGCCCCCGAUUGCGUCUCCACCCAUGACGACUCUUUAGACUUUCUUUUUAAUGAUAUAGCAGCUCCCCUCAAAAGCAUGCCCUGGUCCUGCCCUCUCUGUUGCUGAAUCCUUUUGAUUUAGCUGAUGGGUACUUGACAUCUGAUGCUUCUGGGUCCAGGAUGAGGAGGAGCUUAGCCCCCAGCCAGCUGGCCAGGAGGAAACCAGACGGCAGAUCAUCUGAUGAUGAAGACUGGCAGCCUGAGACAGUAACUCCUAAGAAACAGAAGUCCAGCAAUGAGACCCAGUGUUUCCUGUCUCCUUUUCGGAAACCUUUGACUCAGUUAAUCAACCGACCACCCUGUUUGGAUAGCAGUCAACAUGAAGCAUUUAUUCGAAGCAUUUUGUCAAAGCCUUUCAAGGUCCCCAUUCCAAAUUAUCAAGGUCCUCUGGGCUCUCGUGCAUUGGGCCUGAAAAGGGCUGGUGUCCGCCGUGCCCUCCAUGAUCCUCUGGAAGAAGGUGCCUUGGUUCUGUAUGAGCCUCCCCCACUAAGCGUCCAUGACCAGCUGAAGCUUGACAAGGAAAAACUCCCUGUCCACGUGGUUGUUGAUCCUAUUCUCAGUAAGGUGUUGCGGCCUCAUCAGAGAGAGGGAGUGAAGUUCCUAUGGGAGUGUGUUACCAGUCGUCGAAUCCCGGGAAGCCAUGGCUGCAUCAUGGCUGACGAGAUGGGCCUGGGAAAGACACUGCAGUGCAUCACGUUAAUGUGGACACUUUUACGCCAGAGCCCAGAGUGCAAGCCCGAAAUUGAGAAAGCGGUGGUAGUGUCACCUUCCAGCUUGGUGAAGAACUGGUACAAUGAGGUUGGGAAAUGGCUUGGCGGGAGGAUCCAACCUCUAGCCAUCGACGGAGGCUCUAAGGACGAGAUAGACCGAAAACUGGAAGGAUUUAUGAACCAGCGUGGAGCUCGAGUGCCUUCCCCCAUUCUCAUCAUUUCCUAUGAGACUUUCCGCCUUCAUGUUGGAGUCCUUAAAAAAGGAAAUGUUGGACUGGUCAUAUGUGAUGAGGGACACAGGCUUAAAAACUCUGAGAAUCAGACUUACCAGGCCCUGGACAGCUUGAAUACCAGCCGGCGGGUGCUCAUCUCUGGGACCCCCAUCCAAAAUGACUUGCUUGAAUAUUUCAGCUUGGUGCACUUUGUUAAUUCAGGCAUUUUGGGAACUGCCCAGGAGUUUAAGAAGCGUUUUGAGUUGCCAAUUUUGAAGAGUCGAGAUGCAGCUGCCAGUGAGGCAGACAGACAGCUAGGGGAGGAACGUCUGCGGGAGCUCAUCAGCAUCGUGAACAGGUGCCUGAUACGGAGAACAUCAGAUAUCCUCUCUAAAUAUCUGCCAGUGAAGAUUGAGCAGGUGGUUUGUUGUAGGCUGACACCCCUUCAAACUGAGUUAUAUAAGAGAUUUCUGAAACAGGCCAAACCCGAAGAAGAAUUGCGUGAAGGCAAGAUGAGUGUGUCUUCCCUGUCUUCUAUCACCUCUCUGAAGAAGCUUUGUAACCAUCCAGCUUUAAUCUAUGACAAGUGUGUGACAGAGGAGGAUGGCUUUGAGGGUGCUUUGGAUAUCUUCCCACCUGGUUAUACCUCUAAAGCUGUGGAGCCACAGCUGUCAGGUAAGAUGCUGGUCCUUGAUUAUAUUCUGGCCAUGACGCGAAGCCGCAGCAGUGACAAAGUUGUGCUGGUGUCUAAUUAUACUCAGACGUUGGAUCUCUUUGAAAAGCUGUGCCGAGCUCGAAGGUACCUGUAUGUUCGCCUGGAUGGCACAAUGUCCAUUAAGAAGCGAGCCAAGGUUGUGGAGCGCUUCAAUAGUCCAUCGAGUCCUGAUUUUGUCUUCAUGCUGAGCAGCAAAGCUGGGGGCUGUGGUCUUAAUCUCAUUGGUGCUAACCGUCUGGUCAUGUUUGAUCCUGACUGGAACCCAGCCAAUGAUGAACAAGCUAUGGCCCGAGUCUGGCGUGAUGGUCAAAAGAAGACCUGCUAUAUUUACCGACUGCUAUCUACUGGAACCAUAGAGGAGAAGAUCUUUCAGCGGCAGAGCCACAAGAAGGCACUGAGCAGCUGUGUGGUUGAUGAGGAGCAGGAUGUGGAGAGACAUUUCUCACUUGGUGAGCUGAAAGAGCUGUUCACCCUGGAUGAAGCCAGCCUCAGUGACACACAUGACAGGCUGCAUUGCCGCCGCUGUGUAAACAGCCGCCAGGUCUGGCCACCCCCUGAUGGUUCUGACUGCACUUCAGAUCUGGCUCAGUGGAACCAUAGCACAGAUAAACGGGGGCUCCAGGAUGAGGUACUCCAGGCUGCCUGGGAUGCUUCAUCUACAGUCGUCACCUUCGUCUUCCACCAGCGUUCUCAUGAGGAGCAGCGGGGUCUCCAUUGAUAACCAGCUGGUCUGGAGUAGUGGCUAGAGAAAGGAUACUGGGAAAGGGGGUUCUCUGUCUCAUGAGGCUGUUCAGUUUUGUUCUCUGGGAGAAAAUAAUGAAGAAGGGCUGCAUGAUGUUUGCCCAAAAUUUAUUUUAUAAGAAAAACUUUUUUGGUUUAAAAAAAAAAAAAAAAGAAAGGA